AAUCCGCAGAAAUUCAUAGGAUCAUUAAUGCAACCUUGAACCUCUCUCCUGCAUUCGCUAGCCCUGGGCGCCUCCCGGCAACAGUUCCGCCUCCAACAUUUUUGAUGAGGCUGAAUCAAUCUGAUAAAUCAGCUAACCCUAGUUUUUCAACGUCAACUCCUCUGCUCCAUACGAGAACACGACCAGAAUGUGAUCAAAAGAUCUGCGAAGCAAUCAUCAAUUCACCUUCGGCAUAAUUUUCACGUGCGCUGCGCAGCACCUGUAAGGCCGCUAUUGGGCCGCCUGCUUUUGGCCGAACAUCGUCCUAGCGAUUGACCGACUUGGCUGACCCUGCGAGAGGGCGUAGGGUUUACCCGUCGAAGUACCAACCCUCAACCGUUCGCGCCAUCUGGGUCUCACUGUUCUUUAGCCACUGAGGCUUCGGAUCUUACCUUUUUCUUCGCCGGGAGCUAAUUCAUCCUAUACGCGUUAAUUUCUCACCCGCUGUCUUUACCGUUGAAGCCGGUCGAGCAUCUCAUCCUGAACACGCGGGGGGUUCAUCUAACUACACCUGCGAGCUCCGGCUCCCAACUUAACAACUUAAUCCAUCAACUUAAUCUAUUGUGGCGCCUACUUUAAGUAUGAAGGCCGCCCUCAGAGCGCGGGGGACCCAGUUAUCCCCCGGCGCAAUCGCUGGGACAGUGAUCGGCUGUGUUAUCGGAGGGAGCCUAUUACUCAUAGUCUUAGGCUUUCUCUACUUUCGACUCAGAAGGAAGUCCAGGGAAGCCAGGUUAGCGGAGGAAAUAUCACCAACUGAGAAGUCAAACAGGGCCCAGCGUAGGACUCUGUUCCCUCUUCCCAGCUUCCUGCCUAGACAGACCCCUGCUACACAAGAGAGUCGCCCUCCUUCUCUUAAAGAUGAUAUUGAGAGAGGGGUCCCCACUUUCCCUGACGGCUCGGAAUUCCAAGGGCCACAUGCUUCUGGCUAUGGGAACGACCUCAUGAGGGAUCAUGAAACAUAUUACACGCAAAACUUCGGUCAGCAGCCUUUUCCUCCAGGUAUUGAUUUCUCUCUGCCUCCUCAGCCGUCGGUCUUCACAACAACCAACGAGCCAGGAAAAAAUCUGCCUUUGGACAAUGCUGCCCCUGCACAAGAAGCCGCCAAUUCUAGUUAUUAUGACACUAGGAUUUCAAUGGACUCGGUUCCUGAGCAAGCACCGAUACCACCGUCUAGACAGAUGACCGAGCUUUAUGAACAACAGCUUAGACAAUCACGAGAAGAACGUAGACGAAGCGGUUCCUUGACAAGUCGGAUCUGGAGUAGCUUCAAGAGAAAACGAUCUACGCACUCCUCGACUCACGGUACCAGCAGUCCUCAGCAUUCGACGUCACAGCAGUAUUUUCCUACUUCGCCAGUUGCCAGCCCUAUCAGCAUGAAGCCAACGUCUGGAUUUGAAUCGGCAGAAGGAGGAAGCACGCAGACGAAGAUUCCGGGAAAUCGGUUUUUCGAGGAACCCGGAGAGAUGCCUGAAAACCCGAAUGUUUCGGGCACUUCUGUGAGUGGAAACUUGCAGGAUAGGGAUCAGCAGCAGCACAAGAAACAGAAACGAGGAGAUUCGCGGUUUGAUGAAUUCCCUCUCCGGACUAGCUCGACAAUUCGAGAGACAACUGAGAAAGACCCGGAGUUGCCCUCAGCCGCCCUGAGGAGCCGGGAUUCCACUGACGGGUUACCUCCCUCAGCUCAGCCACAAUCCGAGACCCGGUCCCAAAGACUUAUGAGCCCGGCCAUCCCGGAACCUAUGGAGUUGGACGAGACAGUUGAAGCUGUUCAUAGACCCUCUGUCUUCCAAGGCUCCCACUCUCCUCCUCUGCAGCCAGAGUCAUUCGUGUCGCCGAUGUCCAUCAUGCAUCCAUCCAACGCUGUCGAGAAAGCGGCCUAUACCCACUUUCAAAUGGAGAACUCCAUGUCCCCUCCGACGUUUCCCACCUCGCCCCCCGCCAUCAUUACCGAUCAGCCAUCACAGGAGACUUUCAACAACGUUGCCCAAGGCCCCCAAGAUGACUUCGACGCCGAUAGCUUCCUCGACAUUCCUAGUGACGACGAACCUCGCCAGUCCGGAGAUUCAUAUGAUUAUACUACUACACCGGGACAUACACCGGGGCAGAGCUCUACAACAGAUCCUUCGAUGGGAAGGACACCUGACACUCGUCUAACGGUGUCCCCAUCCCCAUACCCAGUGAUAAAUGAGCAUGUCAAGGCGGAACCGGAGUCGAGCUCGUCGCCAGAAGCCUCCAAGCUAUCUCCCCAGUCGCCCGCCCACAUCUGCGAAGAAUGCGGACGAUACUUCGAUCAAGUGCACAAGCUUAACCACCAUAAACGUUAUCAUGACCGCAAACAUGAAUGUACUUAUGAGGGUUGCGAUAAGAAGUUCGGUACUAAGACACAUCUCGAUCGCCACAUUAACGAUAAGCAUGUGAAAUCGAAGGCAUACCACUGUAUCGAACCAACCUGUCAAUACUAUAAGGGUGGCAAAGCUUUCCCAAGAAAGGAUAACUGGAGACGACACAUGGUCAAGAAACAUGGGGCAACGCCGGGCGACCUCGAGAUGAUGGACGAGUCAGUGGGAUGAAAGGCUAUAUGUAGUCUUUGUUCUUAGAUGUUAGGUUACCUUGCCUCUCAUCAUACAUCCAGUAUAUGCGUAUGCUACCAGAGACAACAUCCCAACACUGUACUCGAAGGUUCACCCUGGCCAACUACGUGACGACGCGUGGUUCUAGACGUUAACGGAAGAGGGUCCCAUCGGAACAUAUGAUCGCCUUCAAGCAUAUUCCGAUGCACCACGAACCUUCGUUUCUAUAUUUUACGACUUUUCGAUAUUCGAUACACUCGUUCAUGCAUAUAAGGGUAUAUAUUUGGUAAUAGCAUUCGGGACAUAGGAUCAAGCGAAAGCGAAGUCGGAACCUUCUUUGGGUCGAUCACUGUAAUAAAGCAAUGGCGCUAGCGGUUUUUCUCAAGAGAUAUCAAUGUAUUCCAACACAAGCGAUAUGGGUUUUUAGUUCUCACGAAUAUAGCUAAGAGGCAUGGAUAAAACGGUUGGAUAGAAGCUCAAGCAAUUCACAACACGAAUCUUUUCAAGUCUAUCCCUCAUUCCAACGUUUGUGAGCUCGAAGCCAGUUCACAUUUCAACCACAUAGGUAUUUAAUGAUUAUGC
Molecule: messenger RNA, 3191 nt
Organism: Annulohypoxylon truncatum
Lineage: Eukaryota; Fungi; Ascomycota; Sordariomycetes; Xylariales; Hypoxylaceae
Exons: 1
Coding region: 621-2609 (662 amino acids)
Biological process (GO): regulation of transcription by RNA polymerase II
Cellular component (GO): transcription regulator complex; PcG protein complex
Molecular function (GO): RNA polymerase II cis-regulatory region sequence-specific DNA binding; DNA-binding transcription factor activity, RNA polymerase II-specific
Source: RefSeq, a predicted model, not a curated record